Micropterus dolomieu (smallmouth bass) is the source of this 6551-nucleotide messenger RNA. RefSeq names its product PHD finger protein 21B (gene phf21b). The record is from RefSeq and is a predicted model, not a curated record. The transcript is spliced from 15 exons. The coding region runs from base 391 to 2172 and encodes 593 amino acids. NCBI's taxonomy places the organism in Eukaryota, Metazoa, Chordata, Actinopteri, Centrarchiformes, Centrarchidae.
AGAAUUACCAUUGACAGCCGAAGCGCAACUUUUCCCCAGGCAAAGUGAAAUCAAGCCGCGGACUCGGACAAAAUAUAGUUCCCUCAUUUCAACUUAAAAUUAUCGAAAGAAAAGCGAACCGGCUCCCCCGUCGGACCCCUCGACGUUCGGCCGUAAUCCGGAGAGCAGCCUAGCGGGGCCCGAGCUCUCCCCGCCCGGUUUGGAGCACUUUUGAAGACGGGCGGAAAGUGUGUGAUGAGUCCUAGCCUGUAAAAAGAAGCGAGAACUUGCUUUGCAGCCCGAGUAGUUCUUCUUUCAAUUGUUAUUGUCGCUUUUAAAAAAUCUUUAAUUCACUUAAACUUCGUCUCGGCCGCGUCGAAAGUGGGAGAAAAGUGCUUUUCCGGUCGGAACAUGGAACUACAAGGCCUGCAAGAGGCGUUGAAAGUAGAAAUCCAAUGUCAUCAGGACGGAGAGCUUAAGAGACAGCUACACGACAGGCAAACAAGAAUAACAGCCCUGAGCGAUAAACAAAACCAGACGUUGUGCAAAGGCCUCAAUGAACUUCAGAACGGACAGAAGCUGGCAGUCAGAAGUUGUCCUGUAGGGACGACUAAGGCUCUGUCUCUCAUCAAGCCUCCCAGCCAGGGCAUCGCCAUCUCCGUGGUGCCGGCCAAGGCUCCCGUUUCCAUGGUGACCGCACACAUUAACGGACAGAAGGCGGCGAGCUCGGAGCUGCUGCAGACGUCCCCCAUCAGCCUCCAGACGGGCGGCAGGGUGGCGGCCCCCGGAGUCCACCCGUUCAGCAGCAGGAGAGCCGGAGAGCUGCCUCCCUCUCAGAUGCUGGGAACUCUCACUGCUGUGCCCAUCAAGGUGCCUCAAGUCAGCUCGCUGCACCGGCUGGCAGGACAAGCAGCCACCGUGCUACCUCAGGUCAGGCCAAAGACCCAGAUCCCCGACAGCCUCCCCCACAGUCCCCGUCAGGAGCUGCAGCCCCUCAGCCUGCAGAGGGCCACCGCCGUGGUCAGCCCUAAGGGCCAGGGCCCCACCCUGCCCACCGCCAACAGCACCUUCAGCCCCGACCACCAGCCCAACGGCCAGAGCGACCCCUCGCCGCCGGCUCCCCACGGCCACCCCGGGGGCCCCGAGUCCGGCGGCCCGGUCCAGCACGCCUCUGCGGGGCCCGGCGUGGCGUACGCCAUCAUCGCCGCCUCGCCUGCCAACAGCAACGGAGUGUCCGCCGUCAGCGAGGCCGUCAAGGUGAUUAUCAUCCAGCCGCAGGCCCCCAGCAGCACUGAGGGGUCCCCGGGGGCCCAGGCUGACCUCCCGUCACAGGAGGCCCCACCCGCCCCAAAAUCCCCGUCCCAGAAGAAAGAGGAGGACCCCGAGAAAAUCGCCUUCAUGGUCGCCCUCGGCCUCGUCACCACAGAGCACCUGGAAGAAAUCCAGACGAAGAGACAGGAGAGGAAGAGACGAAGCACAGCCAACCCAGCCUACAGCGGCCUGUUCGAGCCCGAGCGGAAACGUCUGGCGUCACAUUACCUGAACAGCUCGCUCUUCCUGUCAGCACGAGACUCUGAGGAUUUCAGCUGGAAGGAGGACUUGGAGCAUGACGACCACUGUGCCGUCUGUAAGGAGGACGGCGAGCUGCAGCCCUGCCACAACUGCCCCAGAGCCUUCCACCCCAACUGCCUCCACCCGCCGCUCAAAACCCCCCCCAGAGGCCCCUGGUACUGCCCCAAGUGCCAGAAGAAGGUGCUGAACAAAGAGAACAUGUCGUGGCCACAGAACUUCGUCCAGUCGUACGUUACACACAAGACGGUGAGGCAGGAGGAGAAGCGACGGCUGCUGAGACGAAACAACGAGCUGAAGAAAGAGUGCGCUCACCUGGAGGAACAAGAGGAGAAGCUCAACGACACGCUCAAACAGUGUAUGGACCUGAGGGAGAGACUGUUGGGGCAGCAGAGAGACACUCAGGCUUCGCUCGAGCGCCUCAAAGCUCUCAUCAGGCUGAUACAACGCGACCAGCUCAUCCAGGUCACCAUGACCACCACCGCCACCAUCACCGCCUCCCUGCUCUCCCAGUCCUGGAUCAAACCCGCCAGCGCCGCCGCCACCGCUCUCCCAGGCCCCUCGGCCACACCCCUGCCCCUGCAGAAGAGCCACGCCCACAGCCAGGAUGACGCCAACAACUAGCCCUCCGGUGCGCCGACUUUUUACCCGACUGGCGGGGGCGUUGAUUUCUUUUUUUUGUCUGAAUAAUAUCCAACCAUCUUUUCUCCGAGAGCGACAAAAGACUGAGAAAGAAGAGCCUCUGCCCUCCACUCGAUUCAAGUAUUUUUUAAAACCCAACACCUACAGUGCUUACGAGAUUCCUUUUUUUUAAGUUAUUUUCUAUUUAUUCUUGGCCUUAAUGUAUUUAUUACAAAAAGUUUAGAUUACAGCGCCGCCGCAGGAGCACGUCACGAGUUUUUGUGUGCGGCCCAAAAGAUAUUUCUUUUCUUUUUUUUUUAAACACAGGUAUAAUUAUUGUUCUGCAUAUAGUGAGAGAGAACAGUAGAGUUAGCCGUAGUAGAAGAAAACAAAAGGAUCGAUGGACGUGAACGGACUGUACAUUCAUAUAUCUGACUAGAUGUUUGUUCUCAUUCUCCUAUGAACAAUGUUUUUGCCAUAAUAAUUCAGGAAAGUGUUUUCAUCGUGUAUGUAAACGCAUACGAGCCUUCAAACAAAAGCAGAGAAUAACUUUUUUUCAGUAUUAAUAGAGUUAAAGUCAAAGAAAAAAGUAUUUAAGAUAAAAAAACUAGUGGAGAUUUUAGUAUUUUCAUGCUGAUGCCUGUUGAUAAAUGUAAGUUUGGAGUAUUCAAGGGGAUCACUGUACAUACGUUGUAUUAUUAUUAUCAUCAUCAUGAUCAUCAUCGCAGGUGUUUUUGUUUUUUUUACUCAAGUCACACGUGAGGCCGAGCUUUGUUUUCUGUCGACGGCAACGCAGACCAGAUUAUUACCACGCAAUUUUAAUGAAGUGCAGAAACAAGUGCGUGAACUAAAAAUAAUGUCUGAUUGUCGUACGUUAAAAGUUAGUUAAUAUGAAUCUGAAAGGCUUCGAAAAAAAUAAAUCAGGAAACUUUCACGUGACAGCGGUAGAUUUUAGAAAAGUGUUAUUUUGGCUUGAGAGGUUUCAGUUUAGUUUCUGCAUCUUAACAGGAAAAGAAAAUAAAACCCGAUAAUGUUCUUGGUUGUGUUGCCGUCGUUCUGCCGCAGAAAACAAACAGUUUGUUUUUUCACGCCUCCAUUCAGUCCCUUUCCUCUUUAACCAGUAUAGAAAAAUAUGCCAAAAACUUGUUUCUUUGUUUUUGUACUGGGAUCGCUCAUCUUAUCAAUAACGUCUAUAGUGCUUUCUUUCCUCCCUGCCCGUUUCAUAUUUUUUACUCUCGUGUUUUAUGAACGUUGUAACAGUGGCGAGCCUGUUAAUCUGACAGAUGAACACUGCCUCAAGUACAAAUCCUUUUUACGUCCAGGGUUUUCGUCUUUGUUGCGUCAUUUUUAUAGACACCAGUCAAUCAGAAGUGGGACUCGGUCAAACUGCAACAACACUGUUUGACCGCCGGCGGCCCCGCAGCGUGCAGACGGCGAUCGAACCAGGAAGCUGCGGUCGCGUCCCGCUCGGUCCACCUGUCUCGCUAGUCUUCCUGCUGGUCCAGAGAGGUUCAGUUUAAGUGUACAAACAUAGAUUUAGUCCAUUUUUUAUUUCUCAUGCUCACCACACAGUCGCGGUGCAGCUCUGCCACCUGCUGAUGCACAAACACGAACAAAAGGUUUAAACAAGUCAGAGAAAAAAAUGCCUUUAUCAAGAGAAAAACUGAGAAGAGGUGCUUUUAUUUUAUUUAAUCAUAUCCAGGUCGUCUGUGUUUGGUCUCUGAAGUAUUUAAGUGACUGAAUAGAUCGUUAAUGUUGGAGAAGUUUAAAACGUCCGAGGCUUCAGCAGCGGCUGAACGAAGCUGCAAAACAAACGAAAAAGGAGGAGAAAAGACGAGCAAUAUGGCAUCAAACCCGUUUCAUAACAUGAUUUCACCCCAAAGAAAUAAACGUUAGUAUAAAAGAACCUCUGAGGAAGAAAAGGCCUCGCUUCGCUUCAAAUGAAGGAGUUCGUCUUUAGUGCGCCUCGACGCCGUGAAUCGUACAAACGUGGAGAACAGCACACUUUCAGAGAGUCUCCCCGCGAAGACGUUCACGGUGUUCACGUGAAAAGUGACGACGUGCGAGUGAAGCAGGCCGAGGCCUCGCGUCAGAGGAAACGUCGCUGCGAGCAGAAAAUCCAACCGUUUGAUUAUCAAUUCCCCGAAGCACAAGGCGAUCGAUUUCUGUUCAAAAGAUUUUCAGUUUACUUGACCAAAAAUCAGAGUAGCUUAAAAAAAUAAGUGUAAAGCGAUUAAAUCGGCACACACUGGUGCUGCAACUAUCAGUUGUUUUUAUUUUUGAUUAAUCAUUUAGCCUGUACGUCAGAAAACGAUUUUAAAAAGUGAUGUUUUCAAGGAGCCUCUUUUGGGUCGUUGUCAAACCUGAAGCAGAAAAGCAGCAAAUGCUGUUUGACUUAUCGAUUCAUCGUUUCUCGUCUACGCUAAAACAUUUUAGACCCUGAAGAUAAAAUAUUUAGCUCUGACAUGAUGAUUUUCAGUCGUUUUUCUAAAAUGAUUAAAGGGUAAUUUCAGUAUUUUCACACAUGUGAGAUAUUCCACACCAACAUUAUGUAAAAACAGAGCCCAGGUUUAGAAAUACAGAAAUGACCCUUUAUCCGUAAACAGUUUGGCUCGGAGACGACAAAUCUGACGAACAGGUCAAACGUAGCUGUUUCUGAAUCUGAACAGACAGUACAUCGUUUUCUGACUAGUGAGUUUCUGCUUUCACGCAACACUCUGAGCCAAAUGCACAUUAUGUUUAAUAUAUAUAUAUAUUAAAAUGCGCUUUAUCAGAAUACAGAACCAGGAAGGUGUCUUGUUAAAUUGUUCUGUCCCUCAAUUCAGUAAAUUCCAGAGACGCCUCGCCUGAAGCAAACCGUCUGCAUAUAUUAAAAAUCAUUAAUUGUUUUUAUGAAAUAAAACAUUUACUGUCAGAGGAAGAAGGCAGAAUUUAAAUUUCACACAGCAAAUGCCAAAUGUAAUGAGUGUUUGUCCAUCAUCUAACUUCGGUGACCACGAGACCUGAAGUCACCGUCAAAAUAAAAAAAAAUUUCACGUCUCUUCAUUAAAUUUGGCCCUUUUAACAGAUUAUUAUUGGAUUAACAAACAAGUAAUUUUACUUCACUUGAGUAUUUGUUACUUUAUACUGGAAAUAUUUUAUUUUUCCCCCACAUUUAAAAACAUACAACACCUAUAAUAAAUAUAAUCAUAGAUUAAACAACCCAAAUUACUGACAAAUUCUCUACAGUUUAAUUUUGAUAUACUGUGAUAAACAUAGUAUUUUACUGUUUACUCGAGGCGGUCUGUGACCCAGAUCCUGACGCACCUCCAUGAUCACUCAGUAAUAUUUAUUAUGGCAUUUCCUGUGUAAAAUAACGUGCCUCCCUCAAGAUAAAAUGUUGUUCUUUAGUUCAGGCGGGGCUGCCUCUGCUUAACACCUUACAACUUAAAAACUUUUAAUAAACUCAACGGAUUUCUAUCAAGUUUAUUAAAACAUAGUUUCAAAAAAACAGUUUACAUAACAAAACAAUGAAACAGAUUACUUUAACGAGCAGAAGACAUAUUCAGCAGACACUCUCCAGGCUCUGUACCUGUAAGACAAGGAGCAGGUGUGCGUUAACGCUGUACCUGUAUGGAAGAGGAUUAGGGCCACAUGAGAUAAAAUUUAUUUGAGUUCUGAGUUUAAAGUUCUCACAGUUUUGACUUUUUUUUCCUCAGAAAGUCAGAGGUCUGACUUUAAACCCAAGAGUUCUUUCAUGUGAAAAAUGUAACAAUAAUACAUUUUAUUUGAAGGCGCCUUUCAUGGCACUUAGGUCACCUUAUAACAAGAAGCAAAAGUACAUCGCAUCAUAAAAAUAGCAAAAGAAAAAAAAAUUAAAUUUAAAACAUUCAGUCAACAGUCAAAAUGGGAAUCGGUGUUGUACAUUACAGUGAGUAUGCUAGUUUAAAAAGAUGAGUUUUGAAGUUUGCAAUAGAGUCCAUUGUACAUUGUAUUUGAUUUUCGAGUUUGAAGUCAAAAUUGUGUCACGUAAAAUGUAAAGUUAGAAUUCUGAUAAAAAAAAGAGUCUAAAUUCUGAAAAAAUAAUAAUUCUGAGAAAAAGUCAAAAUUUUGUUAUGUAAUAUGUAAAGUCAGAAUUGUGAGAAGAGUCAGAACUCAAAAAGGUUUUUCACAUGUGGCCCAAAUCCUCUUCCGUAGUACCUGACAUGCCUUUAUAGACGAAUAAAAUCAUCAUCAUCAGUGUGAAGAAGUUCAGUCUCACAGAAUGUACCAUGUGAUGCAUAUCGUGUCCUCACCUGAGACAGGAAAGAAAAAAAGACGGAAACCAUAUCAGCGCUCCGUGCCGCGUCGAACCCCCCCCCCACCUCUUCAUCCGUUUCUAGAAAUCUUCUCCGGGAGAAACU